Molecule: messenger RNA, 12369 nt
Organism: Lemur catta (Ring-tailed lemur)
Lineage: Eukaryota; Metazoa; Chordata; Mammalia; Primates; Lemuridae
Gene: MYO9A
Product: myosin IXA
Exons: 42
Coding region: 489-8138 (2549 amino acids)
Biological process (GO): positive regulation of GTPase activity; intracellular signal transduction
Cellular component (GO): myosin complex
Molecular function (GO): microfilament motor activity; protein binding; ATP binding
Source: RefSeq, a predicted model, not a curated record
GUGCGCGGGGCCGGGGGCGCGCGGGCCGAAGCGGACUAGGGACGCGGCGGCGGUUGGCUGUGGCUGUUGCGAGUACAGUACGGCCAGGAUCGUGAGAGGCGGCGACCGCGGAGGCAAUCGCUGAACCGACAGAGGUGGCCACAGCGGCUGAGGCGGCGGUCCGACGCGUGCUCUCUGGCGGGGCGCGGCGGGGGAUGUGCCUGCCCAGGCCGGGCGGAGUCUCUCUGACAGGGCGGGGGAUGCGCAGCGGCCGCUUGCCCAGACCCUGAGGCGGCUGGGCCCAUCCUCCUGGAACCGUCCGACCCUCUUUGGCCUCGGCCUCUGCUGCCUCCUCCGGCCUGACCCUGGGGCCGAGGGUAGGAGGCAGCUUCCGCUGUCGAGGAGGGGGCUGUGGUGGCCACCGCGGCGGAGCCCGAGUUCUUUUGCCAAAAAAAUGGUUUGCACGAUCUUGAACAUGUACUAUCCAUGCUGAUGGGACAGGAUCCAAUAUGAAUAUAAGUGAUGGAGGAAGACGACGCUUUGAGGAUAAUGAACAUACAUUACGUAUAUAUCCUGGGACAAUUUCAGAAGGAACGAUCUACUGUCCAAUUCCUGCCAGGAAAAACUCCACAGCUGCUGAGGUGAUUGACUGUCUUAUAAACAGACUUCAUCUUGACAAAACAAAGUGUUAUGUUCUAGCAGAGGUAAAGGAAUUUGGUGGAGAAGAAUGGAUACUCAAUCCAACAGACUGUCCAGUUCAGCGAAUGAUGUUGUGGCCCCGAAUGGCUCUGGAAAAUCGCUUGAGUGGAGAGGACUACCGCUUUCUUCUGAGAGAAAAAAACCUUGAUGGAUCCAUCCAUUAUGGUAGCCUUCAGUCAUGGCUACGGGUAACAGAAGAACGUCGCAGGAUGAUGGAACGGGGUUUUCUUCCACAGCCACAGCAGAAAGACUUUGAUGAUUUAUGUAGCUUACCUGAUUUGAAUGAGAAAACUCUCUUAGAAAACCUACGAAAUCGCUUUAAGCAUGAAAAAAUUUAUACCUAUGUUGGCAGUAUUCUAAUAGUUAUUAACCCAUUCAAGUUUCUUCCUAUUUAUAACCCCAAAUAUGUCAAAAUGUAUGAUAACCACCAAUUGGGAAAACUUGAGCCCCACAUUUAUGCUGUGGCUGAUGUAGCUUAUCAUGCCAUGCUUCAGCGUAAAAAGAAUCAGUGCAUCGUGAUUUCAGGAGAGAGUGGUUCUGGGAAAACUCAAAGCACAAACUUUCUUAUUCACCACCUUACUGCUCUCAGUCAGAAAGGAUUUGCCAGUGGAGUAGAACAGAUUAUUCUUGGAGCUGGACCAGUACUUGAGGCCUUUGGAAAUGCGAAGACAGCUCAUAAUAACAAUUCAAGUCGUUUUGGCAAGUUUAUUCAAGUAAAUUACCAGGAAACAGGCACUGUACUUGGUGCCUAUGUUGAAAAAUAUCUACUGGAGAAGUCCAGACUCGUUUAUCAAGAGCAUAAUGAACGGAACUAUCAUGUAUUCUAUUACCUACUGGCAGGAGCAAGUGAAGAAGAAAGAUCAGCAUUCCACCUUAAACAACCGGAGGAAUAUCAUUAUCUCAAUCAGAUAACAAAGAAACCCCUCAGACAGAGCUGGGAUGAUUAUUGCUAUGACUCUGAGCCGGAUUGCUUCACCUCAGAGGGAGAAGACUUGAGGCAUGACUUUGAACGCUUACAAUUGGCCAUGGAAAUGGUUGGAUUUCUUCCCAAGACACGAAGACAGAUUUUCUCUCUUCUCUCAGCAAUACUACAUUUGGGUAAUAUCUGUUAUAAAAAGAAGACAUACCGGGAUGACUCUAUUGAUAUCUGUAAUCCUGAAGUUUUGCCUGUUGUCUCAGAAUUAUUAGAAGUUAAAGAAGAGAUGCUAUUUGAAGCAUUAGUUACAAGGAAGACAGUGACAGUGGGAGAAAAGCUUAUUUUACCAUACAAGCUGGCAGAGGCUGUAACAGUGAGAAACUCCAUGGCUAAGUCUCUAUAUAGUGCCCUGUUUGACUGGAUAGUUUUUCGAAUUAAUCAUGCACUUUUGAAUAGUAAAGAUUUAGAGCAUGAUACCAAGACUUUGUCCAUUGGUGUUCUUGAUAUUUUUGGGUUUGAAGAUUAUGAAAAUAACAGCUUUGAACAGUUUUGUAUUAAUUUUGCUAAUGAACGUUUACAACACUACUUUAAUCAGCAUAUCUUUAAAUUGGAGCAAGAGGAAUAUAGAACUGAAGGUAUCAGCUGGCACAAUAUAGAUUACAUUGAUAAUACCUGUUGCAUAAAUCUUAUUAGCAAAAAACCAACAGGACUGCUUCAUCUUUUGGAUGAAGAAAGCAACUUUCCACAGGCUACAAAUCAAACAUUGCUAGACAAGUUUAAGCAUCAACAUGAAGAGAAUUCUUACAUCGAAUUUCCAGCUGUGAUGGAACCUGCUUUCAUCAUAAAACAUUAUGCUGGAAAAGUAAAAUAUGGGGUAAAGGAUUUCCGGGAAAAAAAUACAGAUCAUAUGCGCCCAGACAUUGUAGCUCUUCUGAGAAGUAGCAAGAAUGCAUUUAUCUCUGGGAUGAUUGGGAUUGAUCCUGUAGCUGUUUUCCGAUGGGCAGUUCUCCGAGCUUUUUUCAGAGCCAUGGUUGCUUUCAGGGAGGCUGGGAAAAGUCACAUUCACAGAAAAACUGGACAUGAUGACACAGCGCCAUGUGCAAUUUUGAAAAGUAUGGAUAGUUUUAGCUUUCUCCAACACCCAGUCCACCAGAGGAGCUUAGAGAUUCUGCAGAGAUGCAAGGAAGAGAAGUACAGUAUAACUCGGAAAAAUCCUAGAACACCUCUUUCUGAUCUUCAGGGCAUGAAUACUCUAAAUGAAAAAAACCAACAUGAUACAUUUGAUAUUGCCUGGAAUGGCAGAACUGGGAUUCGUCAGAGCAGACUAUCAAGUAGCACCUCCUUGCUUGAUAAAGAUGGGAUAUUUGCAAAUUCAGCUAGCAGCAAACUUCUGGAGAGAGCCCAUGGAAUUCUCACGAGAAACAAGAACUUCAAACCUAAGCCUGCCCUUCCAAAGCACUUGCUAGAAGUAAAUUCUUUAAAACAUCUGACAAGAUUGACCCUACAAGAUCGGAUUACCAAAUCUCUUCUUCAUUUACACAAGAAGAAGAAACCUCCCAGCAUCAGUGCCCAGUUUCAGGCAUCAUUAAACAAGCUGAUGGAGACACUUGGUCAAGCAGAACCAUAUUUUGUAAAAUGCAUUCGUUCUAAUGCUGAAAAGCUGCCCUUAAGAUUCAAUGAUGCUUUGGUACUUAGACAGCUUCGAUACACUGGGAUGUUGGAAACAGUUCGAAUUCGCCAAUCAGGAUACAGCUCCAAAUAUUCCUUCCAGGAUUUUGUAAGCCACUUCCACGUACUUCUUCCUCAAAAUAUUAUCCCAUCCAAAUUGAACAUUCGGGAUUUCUUCAGGAAAAUAAAUCUUAAUCCAGAUAAUUACCAAGUUGGAAAAACCAUGGUCUUCCUAAAGGAGCAAGAACGACAGCACAUACAAGAUCUGCUUCACCAAGAGGUGCUCCGCAGAAUCAUAUUGUUGCAGCGAUGGUUCAGGGUCUUGCUAUGUAGGCAGCAUUUCCUCCAUAUGAGACAGGCAUCCAUUGUCAUCCAGCGAUUCUGGAGGAAUUACCUAAAUCAGAAGCAAAUCAGAGAUGGACCUGUGCAGAAGGAUGCUUUUGUUAUGGCUAAUGCAGCUGCUCUUCUCCAAGCUUCUUGGCGUGCUCACUUAGAGAGGCAACGGUACUUGGAACUGCGGGCCGCAACCAUCAUCAUCCAGCAGAGAUGGAGAGAGCACUAUAGACGCAGACACAUGGCUGCUGUCUGCAUACAGGCAAGAUGGAAAGCCUACAGGGAAAGUAAGAGGUACCAGGAACAAAAAAACAAAAUUAUCCUGUUGCAGUCAACAUGUAGAGGAUUCAGAGCAAGACAAAGAUUUAAAGCUUUAAAAGAACAAAGGCUAAAAGAAACAAAGCUAGAACUUGGAUUGGUGAAUAUCAAGGGAUAUGGAGCUCUGGAAAUUCAGGGUUCAGACCCUUCAGAAUGGGAGGAUUGCUCCUUUGACAACAGAGUGAAAGCCAUAGAGGAAUGUAAAUCUGUGAUGGAGAGUAGUCGAAUUAGCCGUGAAAGUUCUUUGGACUGCUCAAAAGAGUCCCCAGACAAGCAGCAGGAGAGAGCCAGAAGCCAAAGUGGUGUGGACUUGCACGAAGAUGUGAUUGUAAGAGAGCGACCCAAAUCCUUGGAGGAUCUCCAUCAAAAAAAAGUAGGGCGGGCUAAAAGAGAAAGUCGGAGAAUGAGAGAACUAGAGCAAGCUAUAUUUAGCUUAGAAUUACUGAAAGUCCGUUCUCUUGGUGGUGUAUCCCCUUCAGAGGAACGAAGAUGGUCUACGGAAUUGAUGCCUGAAGGCCUUCAAUCGCCACAGGGUACACCUGAGAGUGAAAGCUCUCAAGGAAGCUUGGAACUUCUGAGCUGUGAGGAAAGCCAAAAGAACAAACCAGAGUCUGUAAUUUUAGACGAAGGAGACUUACAGUUUCCAUCACCUAAGAUAUCUAGCAGUCCAAAAUUUGAUUUGCAGGACAAAACCCUCAGUGCCUCAAGGGAGACUAGCUAUGCAGAGCAUUUGAAGAAUGGAAAUAUGAAGGGAAAGCUGGUCUACAGUUCUGAACCUAUUCCUUGUAAACCACAGCUCAGAGACUCCUUCAUUUCAAAUAGUCUGCCAACAUUUUUUUAUAUUCCCCAGCAAGAUGCACUGAAAACAAGUUCCCAACUAGAUACAAGUAUCCAAAGAAAUAAACUGUUAGAAAAUGAAGACACAUUAGGGACAGCUCUUACUUUGGAUAUCAACAGGGAAGCUAGAAAGUAUCACUUCUCAGGAGAAGAUCAAAUUGUUCCUCCUUUGAAUACAGAUUCUUCUAAUACUGUGCUUAAGAAGUUAGAAAAGCUAAACACUGAGAAGGAAGAAAGGCAAAAGCAGUUGCAGCAGCAGAAUGAAAAAGAGAUGAUGGAACAGAUUCGCCAGCAAACAGAUAUUUUAGAGAAGGAGCGUAAAUCCUUCGAGACAAUUGACAAGCCAGGAAUUGGGGAGUCUUUCCUGGCACCAUCUUUCUAUCGGUCCAAGCAAAGAGUAGAGAGACCAUCCUCUCUCCUCAGCAUAAAUACCCCAAAUAAGAGACAACAUAGUGUACUGGGGUCCCCAUCAGUAACUACAAAAGGUGCAGCUCUUGCUCCAAAAGACAGUCCCUCUGCUCACUUACUCCCGAAGGACCAACCUGUCACCUUGUUCUUUGAAAGAAAGGGAAGUCCAUGCCAAUCUAGUACUGUCAAGGAAUUAUCCAAGACAGACAGAACGGAAUCCCAACUGAAUGUAGCCUCUAAACUCUCUAAUAAUCGCAUUUCAAAAAGAGAAUACCUUAGGCCAACUCAGUCUUACAGCCACAAAUCUGAUGCCCUUUCCAGAGAGGGAAAUACUAGGUCCAUUUUCUUCACGCCAAAGGACAAUAUGAGCGUUCCCCUUGUCAACAAGGAAGCCUUAAACAGUGGAAAUCCUCAAGUCCAUAAACAAGAUGAAUCAGCUUGGAAACCUGUGAAAUUAACUGGGCCGGGCCAAGGAGAGACAUCACAGCGAUUUUCUUCAGUUGAUGAACAAGCAAAGCUUCAUAAGACUAUGUCUCAAGGAGAGAUUGCAAAGUUGGCAGUGAGACAGAAGGCUUCAGAUUUGAAUAUAAGACCUCAGAGAGCUAAGAUGAGAUUCUGGGCCAAAGGGAAACAAGGGGAGAAGAAGACUACGAGAGUGAAACCUGCCACCCAGUCAGAGGUUUCAGCACUCUUUGCAGGCUCAGAUGUGAUUCCAGCUCAUCACUUUCCAGAUGAAUUAGCUCAGUAUCAUCCAACACCUCCUUUGAGCCCAGAACUGCCUGGGAGUUGCCAGAAGGAGUUCAAAGAGAACAAAGAGCCUUCUCCAAAGGCUAAGCGCAAGCGAAACGUGAAGAUCAGCAGUGUGGCUUUGGAUUCUGUGCAUUGGCAAAAUGACUCUGUCCAGAUCAUAGCAAGUGCCAGUGAUUUGAAAAGCAUGGAUGAAUUUCUUCUGAAAAAGAUGAAUGACCUAGAUAAUGAAGACAGCAAGAAAGAUACACUAGUGGAUGUUGUAUUUAAAAAAGCCCUGAAAGAAUUUCGGCAGAAUAUCUUCAGCUCUUAUUCAUCUGCACUGGCAAUGGAUGAUGCAGAAAGCAUACGGUAUAAAGAUCUCUACGCACUAUUUGAACAGAUUCUGGAAAAGACCAUGAGGCUUGAGCAGCGUGACUGGGGAGAAUCUCCAGUGAGAGUUUGGGUCAACACUUUCAAAGUGUUUUUAGAUGAAUAUAUGAAUGAAUUCAAGACUUCAGAUUGCACAGCCACAAAGGUGCCAAAAACAGAAAGAAAGAAAAGAAGAAAAAAAGAAACUGAUUUGGUGGAAGAGCACAAUGGUCACAUCUUUAAGGCCACCCAAUAUAGCAUCCCUACAUACUGUGAAUACUGUUCUUCUUUGAUAUGGAUAAUGGACCGAGCCUCUGUUUGCAAAUUAUGCAAGUAUGCUUGCCAUAAGAAGUGCUGUCUGAAAACCACAGCCAAGUGCUCUAAAAAGUAUGAUCCAGAGCUGUCAUCUCGACAAUUUGGAGUUGAACUGUCCCGUUUGACCAGUGAAGACCGAACUGUUCCUUUAGUGGUGGAAAAGCUCAUAAACUACAUUGAAAUGCAUGGACUGUAUACAGAAGGCAUUUACCGAAAGUCUGGUUCAACAAAUAAAAUCAAGGAGCUUCGACAAGGUCUAGAUACAGAUGCUGAGAGCGUAAAUCUAGAUGACUAUAACAUACAUGUCAUUGCAAGUGUAUUCAAACAAUGGCUUCGAGAUUUGCCCAAUCCACUCAUGACUUUUGAACUCUAUGAAGAAUUUCUUCGAGCUAUGGGCCUUCAGGAGAGAAAGGAGACAAUCCGUGGUGUAUACUCUGUGAUUGACCAGCUCUCCCGAACUCAUCUCAAUACUCUGGAACGCCUCAUCUUUCAUCUAGUCAGGAUUGCACUACAGGAAGAUACUAAUCGAAUGUCUGCUAAUGCUUUGGCCAUUGUGUUUGCACCCUGCAUUCUCCGCUGCCCAGACACCACUGACCCACUACAAAGCGUACAGGACAUCAGUAAGACCACCACCUGUGUGGAGCUCAUUGUUGUGGAACAAAUGAAUAAAUAUAAGGCUCGUCUCAAAGACAUCAGUAGCCUGGAAUUUGCUGAGAAUAAGGCAAAGACCAGGCUGUCACUGAUUCGUAGAUCAAUGGGAAAGGGGCGUACUCAUCGAGGAAACUAUCAAAGUCCAUCCUCUCCUGUUGUAGUUCGGUUGCCUUCUAUGUCUGAUGUCCCAGAAGAGACCUUGACUAGUGAGGCAGCCAUGGAGACUGACAUUACAGAACAGCAACAAGCAGCUAUGCAGCAGGAGGAGAGAGUACUGACUGAGCAGAUUGAGAACCUACAGAAAGAGAAGGAGGAGCUAACAUUUGAGAUGCUUGUACUGGAACCCCGUGCGUCUGACGACGAAACCCUUGAGUCUGAGGCCUCCAUUGGGACUGCCGAUAGCUCAGAGAAUUUGAAUCUGGAGUCUGACGGUGCCAUCUCUGAGAAAUCAGAGAGAAGCUUAGCCCUUAGCUCCCUGAAGGCAGCUGGCAAGUCUGAACCUUCAAGCAAGUUGCGAAAGCAGCUAAAAAAACAGCAAGACUCUUUGGAUUCAGUAGACUCUUCGGCUUCCUCUUUAUAUCUGUCUAACACUGCAUCUUCUCAUGGAACCAGAAAACGAUUUCAGAUUUAUUCCAAAUCCCCGUUCUAUCGAGCUGCCUCAGCUGGUGAGGCCCUGGGAAUGGAAGGACCAUUGGGCCAGACCAAAUCCCUGGAAGACAGGCCUCAGUUCAUCAGCAGAGGAACCUUCAACCCUGAAAAGGGCAAACAAAAAUUAAAGAAUGUGAAAAACUCACCUCAGAAAACCAAAGAGAAUCCAGAGGGGACAGUCAUGCCUGGCCGCAGGAAAGCUGUGGACCCAGACUGCACUUCCACCCAACAGCUAGCGCUCUUUGGAAAUAAUGAGUUUAUGGUCUGAACUGGCAGAUGUGUUUCCCUUCAUGGCUAUAGAGUGGUAAACACAUCUCAUCUCCAGGGCUUCUUCACAUCACCUCACCCACAAUAGUUCAUCCUAAUUGUGGGUCCUGCCGUUUGCCUAAGCAUAUGGCUAAGACCUUGUGUGCUGAAUUCCUGGACUUCCUGCAGAAGUGGAAAGUCCUCUUGAAGCCUGCUGGGGAUGGUGCCAGCUGUGCCUUGGCUGCUGUAUUUGAGUUGAGAUUUUACUAAACAAAGCCACCUAGAGCCUGGGGAUUUUGGUCAGUUGCAGUUGCCUCUCCCCCACCCUCUUUUCCCUUCCCAGAGGUGGCUGCUGAACUAGGUGGUAUACUGGGGCCUGAGGGACCCUCUGAUAUCUGACAUUUGAGGUAAACAUAUAAAUCUUUCUUAACCAUGAAAGCAAAAGCCUUUGGGUUUAUUUUGAGAUAGUUUAGGAGCAGGGUGGAAUGUAAUUUUUUUCCAAGGAUUUAUAGACAAAAACCUAAGCCCUCUAUUUUAAGAUUUUUUGAAAAACAUUCCAUGUUAUAUUCUGGAGAAAGUAAAAAAGUGAUUGUUUCCAUUAAGUCAUCAGAGUGUGUCUCAGACAUCUGAUUAUAUAAUGAAGAAUAGAGUACAUGUUUUGUUUUUUGAUGAUGUUUGAUGUCGUAAUAAUCACUGCUGGUUUAACUCCUGUUUAGUUCCUGACAAAUAUAUUGCAUGGGCUAAAGUGUCAGUAGCCAUACUAUUCUUAUGUUUUCUGGUCCUAGAAUCAGAUUCCUUUUCUGUUUUUUUUUUUUUUGUUUUUUUUGUUUUUUUAAUUUCCCAGAGACAUGGUGAUCUCUACACAUGAGGGUUUCAUCCUAAUCCAUUCAGGCUUUUCUCUUUGUAUAGAUUAAACUGAAGACCACAUAUGAGCCUAUUCAGCUGCUGGUGGAUUCCCACCACAGACUUAGACAAAUAAUGUGACCGUUUAAUUAGUUCUUUGCAAACAUUCACACGCAACAUCGCAUGAGUAAGUGUUACAGAACGCUGCCAAAAAUAAAAAGGUUUUUAAUAUCACCCAUCUAACCUUUAUCUUCUUUUCCUCAGACCAUCAGUAUUAAAUAGAUUUUUUAAAAAAUCAAGGACUACUUGAAGCUAUUUUUUUUAAUAUUCUGGUUAUUGAAGUUUACUGUAAGUAUAUAUGUAUAGUAGGCAUAUUUCUUUUUAACCAUGUGCUUCCCUCCUUCCCAUGAAAUUUCUUCCCACAGAUUAGGGGCCACUGGACAGGGGGUGAGAGCCACUCAUCAUCAUUUUCACCACUGGGUGGUCUUCAUACACCUGAGUUAUAAAGCAUUUAAAUGUCUUAGCAUUUGUGGGAUUAGAAAUCUGUUUUUGCUAUUUAUAAUAUAUAAAAAAUGAAACUGAUACCCUUUCUUAACUAUGUGAAAAUGUUUAUUUUUGAAGUUACUAAAUGCAUCUUGUCUAGCUACUACAUGCACUGUUCUGAAAAAGAGCCUUUACCAUCUAUAACCUGUAUUUUGGUUAUUCUUCCUUUUCAUACUUCUUUAAUUUGAAGUUAUGGAAAUACUAAGUUUUUGUUAAGACAAAGUCUCUCCUGUAAACACAACAUUGAACCUCAUGCCACUGCCUCGGUGGCUACUGGCCAGCCCCAGAGGUCAGACAUGGAGCAUAGUUCUGAGUGGUAGCUAAAGGUAGCAGGAGUCUUGCCUCUCCCUGCUUUGGGUUCAGAAUUGAGCCAGGGAAAGGAAGCUUUUAAAAUCUCCAGAAUGAUGAUGGUUAAUGAGUAAAUGUUAAGUCUUAAGUCCCACAAACAUCUGCCAUCUAGUUCAUGUUGUCCUGAGGCGUAAUAAAUGUUAAGCCUUUAACAAUCUUAAUUUUGAAGGAAAACCCCUCAGCAUGGUAUGUCACAGUGGAAGUUCUGGUUCCUUGGCCCGGUGCCAGGCCACACAAUGUGUGUUUCAGUUUCCUUGGGAGAGUGGUGUGCUACUGGGCAUUAACUAUUACUCUCCACUUGCUCCGGAAUGUUGGUUACAAACCAUAUCUUUAAAAAGAGAUUAUCCUUGUUGAAUGAUUUCCUUUGGCCCAGAGGAAUGGCCUGGGGCACACAUCUUGGCACAUGUUCUUCCUUCUAAAUCUUUGUGAGGUUUUUUGGCAAGAUAAGUUUUUGGCAGUUAAAAAACUAUAUAUAUAUAUAUAGGUCACUUUAUAGGAGCUAGGUGAUGGAUGUUAAGAGACUUUAUAAUUUUUCUCAGGGACCUGAAACCUGAAUUUGGAUAAAAUUAAAUAAAAAAUAUUUGUUUUUUGGUUGCUAGUUUUGUGGAUUUCUAGUCAUUUGACAAGCUACCAGGAUGGGGAGCGGGGUGGGGAAGAGAGAUCCACAGAAUUGUAAAAAUAGAGAGCAAGUGUGGGCCCCUCCCUUUGAGGGCAAGAAAGCUGUUGUUCUCAUAGGAUAACAGGCCUUGUUGGCCUGAUAAAGAGAUGAAGCCAUACUCUUAAAAACCUUCAGAACCAAAUGCUGUAUCUACUUCCAUCUGUUCUUAACUGGUCCUCUGCAUGGUUAAAGUUAUAUCACCAUAAGGUGAUGCUACGUUACAACACUUAGGAUUAAGAUAUUUAAUCUUAAUAUGUGUCAAAUUUGUGAUUUCCUAUUGCUUCUCCUUUGCUUAUUUUCUUUCUCAAAUGCCUCGAAGGAAAUCUCCGCAUGGCAACAGUGGGGCAGCCCCACAUUUGGAGCUCACACUCCCAAAUGCAGAGCAUUGUAGUCACAGCACACAUUGCCAGCCUCAAAACCUGGAUUUUCAGUUCUGCCCAUUAAAGCCAACAUAUCCCUGUAAUUGUUUAUGUAUCAUGGAAAAAGUAACAGAAACAGAGAAGUGUAAUUUCAUUCUGUAUCACAAAUUGUAGCAAAUUAACCGCAAAUACAGGCAGGGUUCAAGGAAGUAAUAUGCUUAGUUUUGCAGUGUACUUUGUACUUCCUGCCAUUUAAAUUACUUUGCCACUCUGGGCUUCUGAAAACAUGAAGGGAGAUACAGCCCUCCCACUAUGAGCCUUGCAGAGACAGAAGGACCUCAGAUCAGGGGAUAGAAUACUGGAGCCCUUACCUUCUCAUGCUUUGGAAACCUGCCAUAGCUCUCACCCUGCUGGAAGGUUAUUAAAGACUUCUGUGGUUCAUCACAGUAGUGUUGUUCUUAACUGACAAAGACAGAGAGGGUCACAGAAAUGUGUUGAAAAGAUGCAGGCCAGCAAGAUUCUAUAGUCCCACCUCAGUGCCUGUAGGCUGCAUGUUUCUAACUAUAACCAAUGAAUGUGUACCUUUCACAAGCACUUUGGUGAACUAGAGGGAAGAAAGGAUUCUCAGGAUGUGUUCAAAGCUAAGAGAGUUUUACUUUUAAAAAGAAACAUAGUCCAGAUGGCUUUCCUCAUCGUCCUCUCUCUUUUUCCUUCUUGGUGGGGAGCUGUGUGUGGGGCAUGCAUCAUUCUGUAUUGACAAAAAUGUGUUAUGUCCACCCAUACUUUGGUGACAACUCCCCAGCACUGUACCGCAAUACCAUGCUGGCCUUCGUAGGUUCCUUGGUAUUUGUGGGAGUGGUCUUUCUAUGCCCCUAGAAUAUUUUUCUCCACUUUUCUCUGGAACCACUCCCUCAUUUGAUUUGGUGUUAAAAGGGUAAUAGCAAAAUGAUUGUGGAGAUGGAUCUCUUAGGUCUUGAUGGUCUCUUGGUUGAAACUGUUUUCAAAAAAGCCCCACCCAUGGGCCUGUCACCUUGCUAUCCAUCCAUACCUAAUGCCUAUUUAUCAGCCCUCUUAUGUCAUAUAAAAGUUGCACCUUUUGAACCAAGUAUUUGUAUUUACUAUGGGAAAGGUGUGGACUACAGUUUAGUAUUAUAUUAUUUUAAUGGAUUAAAAGUAAUUUAUAAGUAUGCUGAGUGUAAAUUUUUAAAAGACUAUGUAUUAUAAAGGACAUAUCCUGUGAAAUAUAAUAUCAUUUUACUGUUUAAUAGAAUAAUUCUAUAAGAAGAAUGAUUUAUCUCACCCACAGAACUGAUUACCUUCCUGAUGCAAUCAACAGGCACUUUGUAAUUUCGUUUUUGUUUUUAUGGAGGGGUUGGGGGGAACAAGACAUCUGUAUAAAGUGCAGUUUGUGUCACUCAAAAUAUGCACUGUAUGGCUACACAAAAGCAGCUUGAUGAACAAAUCACCCCAUGGCUCAUUAAAGAACAAAGCUUCCAGAAGCA